AUGAAACUUCAGGAUCUUCUUCUCUUUGCGGUAUUCGCAAUUUUCAUAAUCCAAGUUCAAGCCAAUUUCGAUGAAUACGAGAAUUAUGAAUACGAUUUCCCUGAAUCUUGUGAAGAACUGUUCGAUACCGAUUAUUGCAACGAUUGUCAAAAACUCAUGUGGAGUCAUUUCAAAGACCCUGGACAAUGUGCUACGGCUAUCAAUUUAGGAAAGAAGAUUUACCAAGCUAUCAAGGAUGCCAAUGAUACACCGAAACCUUAUGAACUUCAAUACUUUGAGGAAGGCCUUGUGGACUACUGUCACCAAGGAUUCGAUUGUAAACAAAACGAAGUCGAAAAGAUUUACAACAACAUUCAAGAAGUUUGUUACAAAGAAUUAUCGGUUAAAUUCGAUUGGAGUGCUGAUCCUAGAACUUUCACUGAUAAGACCGCUUACGCCGCUUAUGGAACCUUACUCGUUUACUACACUGGAAUCCCAAGUCAUGAAGCUCUCUGCUUAAAGGAAAAUGGUGGUGAAUACUGCAGUAUCAAAUUCGUCAGGAAAUUCGUUAAUUGGAUGAAGGAAGCAACUAACGCUGAUCCAAAGGCUAUUGUAACUCAUGAUCACAAAUUCGUCAUCAAAGGAGAUGGAACGAAAAUCCCUGUACCAAAAUCAUUCCAAUGCGAUCCAUGCUGGAGAAAGAUGGUCAAGAUUUUCAUUGAUUACUUCAAAGAACAUAAAUUGAAGGAAUCCGUUCAAGAUAAUAUUUGGGGUGAUGAGCACGAAGGUCUUCCAGAAUGUGGUAAUAAACGUGGAUUGGCUUUCGUUUUACAUCCACGGCCACAUUGUAAUUUCGCUAUAUAUUUGUUUUCGAUAAUUGUAGUUGACCAAGAAUCUGGAUUUUUGGCCAACAAGAACAUCUUUCACUUAAUGAAAUUGAAGUGGAUACAUGCACAACAUCCUAGCAUUAGUAAAAUUCCGCGUACUUUAAAAUUUUUUAUCAAGAUAGUUAGAGGAUCAGUACUGAUGAAAUUGACUCGUCUAUUGUAUGAUUCGCAUCAAGGCGGAGGAUUUCAAGCAGAUAGAGCCGAAAGACGAGAUAAUCUUUCCUCUUCUCCACUACCAUAUCGACUCGACUCGCUUCAAGGAGGAGAAUGUCAAGCAGGUCUAAAUGAUUACAGCAAUUUUCACUUUUUGUACGGCAAUUGGUUAUGCCAAUGGUCAAGAAAAUGUAGAAAUGAAGUUGGAUGGCAAAUCCAAUAUCCUCAGAAAUCACUUGAAACGUUUCUAAAGUUACCUCCAAGACUUCAACACGCUUUUUUCACCAAGCCAUGCGAGAAGUGCAAAAAUAGGAGCCUGAUAACGAGCUUCUUUUUAUACGACCAACCACCAAGGCAUUCAAACAGUGUGCCUACCAUCGAGAUCAUCUGUCACCUAGAAUGGAACAAUCACUAUAGAGUGAUCUCCGAAUGGAAAUGUGAACCGUUUUCUCAUAAAUGGCAUAGCUCUUACACUUGGAUAUCACUCCGAAAGUAUUUAGAGCAAACUCCAGCAGUUUAUUUUAGUCCAAACGAUUUUUACAAGCAAAAGUGUUUUGCAUGCAAAAACUUUUGCAAAGAGAAGAAUUGCGUAAAAAUGCGAAAAAAAUGCAAUGCAUGCAAGGAUAAACGCGAAAGAUGCUUUGAAUGCCGUGAUAAACGCAGAAAUUACACGGGAUGCAAGAAAUGCGACCAUGAUGGAAUCAUCUUGAAUUACGAACCUUUAGUACGUUCAUAUUUGAAUGGCACAUCUCAUAAAGAAGAUAUAUGUGCAAAAUGCAUUGCAGGUGUUCGCUGUAUUCAAACCGACUACUUUCACCGUAUUCAGCGAGAACGAAUUAUUAACUAUUAA
Molecule: messenger RNA, 1869 nt
Organism: Funneliformis mosseae
Lineage: Eukaryota; Fungi; Glomeromycota; Glomeromycetes; Glomerales; Glomeraceae
Source: the annotation of a GenBank genome assembly